Didymella exigua CBS 183.55 is the source of this 1365-nucleotide messenger RNA. RefSeq names its product DNA kinase/phosphatase Pnk1. NCBI's taxonomy places the organism in Eukaryota, Fungi, Ascomycota, Dothideomycetes, Pleosporales, Didymellaceae. The record is from RefSeq and is a predicted model, not a curated record. The transcript is spliced from 9 exons. Gene Ontology annotation, molecular function: polynucleotide 3'-phosphatase activity; double-stranded DNA binding; ATP-dependent polydeoxyribonucleotide 5'-hydroxyl-kinase activity. Bases 1 to 1365 code for a protein of 454 amino acids. Gene Ontology annotation, biological process: DNA repair.
AUGUCCGAGAGAUCAGGCGUGAGAAAACGACUAAGCGCCAGCGAAAAAGAAGUUUCUCCUCCGGCAAAGAGGCGGCAGCAAUCUCACACCACAAACAAAGCAGUCGCCAGCUUCUUCACGCCCAUCUCAAAGAAAGAGCCCGAGAAGAUGGCAUGGCGAAUCGUCAAAGACAGCUUGCUCGUUGGGCGCUACAAUACUUCGGCUAUAUUUCAGUCGGCCAGUCAGGCAAGGCGGCGGAUAGCAGCCUUUGACUUCGACUCAACUUUAGUAACACCUGCAUCAGGAAAGAAAUUUGGCCGCGAUGCGAGCGACUGGAAGUGGUGGCACAGCAGCGUUCCCGGCAAACUCAAUCAGCUCUACGAGGAAGGAUACCUCCUUGCAGUGGUAAGCAAUCAAGGUGGUAUCAGCCUCAAGUCAGAUCCGAAGACUGUCAAGUCUGAUCAGAAGCGAUUGGCGGACUUUAAAGGCAAAGUCUCAGCAGUUGUCAGCCAGCUGGACCUACCUAUCACCGUAUACGCGGCUACGGGCCGUGAUGAGUACCGCAAACCACGAGUGGGGAUCUGGCGGGAACUACUCGGCGAUCACGACCUCAACAUCAUGGAAAGUGUUGACCUCGAGAACUCUUUCUUUGUUGGCGAUGCCGGCGGGCGCGAGGCGGUGGCUGACAUGACGGUGAAGGACCACUCAUGUGUUGACAGAGAUUUUGCUGCCAACGUUGGUCUACCAUUCUACACGCCAGAGGAGUACUUCCUGCAGCACCCGGUUCAGCCAUUCGUGAGGAGCUUUGACCCAGCCACCUUCGGGAACAAGUUGGCUGAGAGCUCAACAUCUGCAAAUCCGGUCAUUACGAAAACCGACUUUUUGGAAAUUGUCCUACUCGUUGGCAGCCCGGGCGCUGGCAAGUCUUCGUUUUAUUGGAAGUACUUCCAGCCACUUGGACAUAUUCGGGUAAACCAAGACAUCCUCAAGACUCGCGAGAAGUGCGUGAAAACUGCCACGGCGCUCAUCGAAGAAGGAACAAGUGUGGUGGUUGAUAACACGAAUGCCGAUCAAGAUGUUCGCGCCGUAUGGGUGGAUCUGGCAAAGAAACAUUCAGUUCCCAUUCGCUGCGUUCACUUUACAGCGUCGGCUAAGCUGUGCGAACACAACGACACCGUUCGCGCGUUGAAUCUUGGUCAAGAAACCAAUCCCGAGAACAGGACGAUGCUUCCAAAGCUGGCUUUCACGAGUUUCGCGUCAAGAUUCCGUGCGCCAAAGCUUGAAGAGGGUUUCAAAGAGAUCAUCACGGUAGACUUCGAGGUAAGUGUUGUGCAACCGCAAACUAGAUAUUCAGCGCGUUGGUUGGCGUGUGGAAUCUGUCGCUAA